Molecule: messenger RNA, 984 nt
Organism: Cyprinodon tularosa
Lineage: Eukaryota; Metazoa; Chordata; Actinopteri; Cyprinodontiformes; Cyprinodontidae
Exons: 2
Coding region: 1-984 (327 amino acids)
Source: RefSeq, a predicted model, not a curated record
AUGACUUCAACCACCGUCAUACAAUCUCAAAGAGUGAAGAACCUGCAGGUUCGAGGCUUUCACUUGGACAAAAGAAUCACCUUACCACCAUCCUACACACGUGACUUCAUUCCAGCCAACAGAACCCACAUCCCCACCAAAGAAACUGCCGAGGCUUGGUCCCACUUAGAGCACCUGAGAGAACACAUCGCACCUCUGCAAAGUUGUGAAGUCGGUCUGCUCAUUGGCUACAACUGCUCUCAAGCCUUACUCCCAAGAGAAGUCGUGUCUGGUCAAGCCAAUCAGCCUUUCGCGCAAUGCACUGACCUGGGGUGGAGUAUCGUAGGCCAUGGGAAUCCCUGUGUGGAGUUCGAAGACGCAGUCGGCAUCAGUCAUCACAUAGUCACCAUGCGAGUGUCACCAGAGAUCAAUUCUCCCGUCAACCUGAAGACUGAAGAACUACCGCACAGAGAAAGCAAGGUGGGAGAACUUAAAGAAGAUGAUCCUGAACUUCGCAAGGCUACAGUGCUGAACACAAAGGCAAAGGAAGACAGGUCUUUGUUGAACCGCCUGGAGAAGUUCUCUGACUGGUCAAGGGCAGUACAAGCAGUUGCCAGACUGAAGAGACUGAUUAAAGAACACAAAGGUGUGAAAGAAAGAACCAAUGAGAGUACAAGCUUAGAAGAAAGAAAGGAAGCAGAACUUACCAUCGUCAAAUUGGUUCAAGAAGAAGCACUCUCAGUUGAAAUCAAGGAUCUGAAAGGAAAAGGAAAUCUAACGAAGACAAAACACAACAAACUCUUCAAAUUGAAUCCGAUUUUGGAUGAGGAUGGAGUCCUGAGAGUGGGCGGGCGCUUAAGUCAAGCUGCGCUACACCCACACGUAAGGCACCCAGUCAUUAUCCCAAGUAACACUCACAUGGCCAGCCUGCUGAUCAAACAUUUCCAUGAGCGAGUUCAUCAUCAAGGACGCAGAAUGACCUCGAACGAACUGCGAGCCAAUUGA